Molecule: messenger RNA, 2068 nt
Organism: Capsicum annuum
Lineage: Eukaryota; Viridiplantae; Streptophyta; Magnoliopsida; Solanales; Solanaceae
Product: ultraviolet-B receptor UVR8
Exons: 12
Coding region: 207-1625 (472 amino acids)
Source: RefSeq, a predicted model, not a curated record
CACCUUUCCAACAUUUUUCGCCAACCAAACCAAUAACUAACCAAAAAAAAAAAAAAAAAAUUCUCUCCGCAAAAAUAAAAAAAAAAUUAAAGCAAAAUUUGUGAAUAUUUUCAAUUUUGGAAUUGGAAUUGCUACACUUGACUGAGGGUGUUCGGAAAUUUUCUCCUACCUCGCUCGAGGUAUUUGUAAGCUCUGCAUGUGUGAAAAUGGAGAAGGAAAAAGUGGUGUAUAUGUGGGGGUAUUUACCAGGAGCAAUGCCACAGAGGUCACCAUUAUUGGCUCCAAUUGUUGUGAGGGUUCCACAAGAGGAAUCUAACAUUGGUGCAGGGAAUUAUUCGUGGAAGGAUGUUUGUGGUGGCGGCUGUGGCUUUGCUAUGGCUAUUUCAGAUUCCGGGAAGCUCAUUACAUGGGGUUCAACGGACGAUUUAGGACAAUGCUAUCUGACAUCAGGGAAACAUGGGGAAAUCCCGGCGCCUUUUCCCCUUCCUGAAGAAAUUUCAAUAGUAAAAGCUGCAGCGGGUUGGGCACAUUGUGUUGCUAUUACAGAAACUGGAGAAGUUUAUACAUGGGGUUGGAAGGAAUGCAUUCCUUCUGGAAAGUUUCUUGGGGAGCCAGCAGAAGACAAGGAAAUAAGCGAUGGGCAGAGUUCAUUCCCGGCACAGCAAGUAAGCCCUCACCCCCAGGGAUUGAGAUCCACGGUUGCAGCAGCAUCUGGUAUAGAGACUAGAGGGGGAGAAGAUGGUGCAAAACGUAGACGGGUAUCAUCAGCUAAGAAACCAGCUGAGAGCUCAUCCUCGUGUGAAGAAGGUCUCUCGGCAUUGCCAUGUUUAGUCUCACUGAAUCCAGGGGUGCGGAUUGUCAGUGUAGCAGCUGGUGGGCGGCAUACUUUGGCAUUAUCAGAUAUAGGACAAGUGUGGGGUUGGGGCUAUGGAGGGGAAGGACAGCUUGGCCUAGGCUCCAGGAUUCGAAUGGUGUCCUCCCCACAUCCUGUGCCAUGCAUUGAUUCUUCUUCUUUGCGGAACGACAGAGCUAUGGGCCUUUCUCAUGGAUGCCUGGGGUCAGAGGGACAAGGCCUCAGAGUUCCUGGGAAUUAUGUCAAGAGAAUUGCCUGUGGGGGCCGACACAGUGCAGUAAUUACAGAUGCUGGAGCACUGUUGACUUUCGGUUGGGGAUUGUAUGGACAGUGUGGUCAAGGGAGUACGGAUGAUGAGCUAAGUCCCACGUGUGUGUCUUCAUUACUUGGCAUCAGGAUAGAAAGUGUAGCAGCAGGGCUCUGGCACACUGUAUGUACUUCUGCUGAUGGUGAUGUAUAUGCAUUUGGAGGGAAUCAAUUUGGGCAGUUAGGCACUGGUGCUGAGCAGGCUGAGACGCUACCUCGACUCCUGGAUGCUCCAAGUUUGGAAAAUAUGCAUGUGAAAGUUGUAUCUUGUGGAGCACGCCAUACUGCCGUAGUCACAGGUGAUAGCAAAGUAUUCUGCUGGGGUUGGAACAAAUAUGGUCAGCUUGGACUGGGUGAUGUGAUCGAUCGAAAUAUUCCAUCCCAAGUCUCAAUGGAUGGUCAUGUACCGAUAAAUGUUGCUUGUGGAUGGUGGCACACACUUCUACUAGCUGAACCGCCUACUUGAACUACUCGAUCUUAUUGAUGCGAAAUUACCAGUUUUGUUAGGUUAGGUGCCUUUGGUUCUCUAGUCAUCUUAUUGAUGCCAAUUCACCAGUUUGGUUAGGUUACGAUAUAUGCAUAUGGUAUAUAGAGUAGUUUGCUUGCAUAUAUACAAUACUAGGCAUGGAGUCAAUUCUUUAAGUGCAAGAAUAAAGUGGUCAUCAUCUGGCAGCAACAUGCAAAGAAAGAGACAUAGUCAAUCAUGUUAUGUCAACGUAGUCUACGGUGUAAAUCCUCUUCGCUACUGGAUUUUCUGAAUGUAUCGAAGGUACUCUUUUCGGGGACAGAUGUCUGUCUGUUAGACUCUUGUAAUUUAUCAAUCUUGUGUCUCUGAUGUUUAGAUUCUGUGCAUAUAUGUAUGAUGGUGAUUUGAAAAUUUCAUGGGCUAGUUUCAGUUGUCUUGCUUUA